Clupea harengus (Atlantic herring) is the source of this 1385-nucleotide messenger RNA. RefSeq names its product replication termination factor 2 (gene rtf2). Gene Ontology annotation, cellular component: nucleus. Gene Ontology annotation, biological process: mitotic DNA replication termination. Lineage: Eukaryota; Metazoa; Chordata; Actinopteri; Clupeiformes; Clupeidae. The record is from RefSeq and is a predicted model, not a curated record.
UUGGACUAUUUCUUUGAUUGUUUACAAAUGUUUUGUCGACACAACUUGUAAUUUCACCGCUAAGGUUACUUACAGAGUCCAAAUCAACACGUUAUCAUGGGAUGUGAUGGUGGAACUAUUCCUAAAAGACACGAGUUGGUCAAAGGACCUAAGAAGGUCGAAAAGGUUGACAAGAAUGCUGCAAUUGCUGCCCGAUGGAAGUACUGUGCACUGAGUCAGGAAAAACUGCGUCGCCCUAUAGUUUCCUGUGAUUUGGGAAGGUUUUACAACAAAGAUGCAGUGAUUGAAUACCUUCUGGAUAAAACUGCUGAGAGACCCAACAUUGAAGUGGCAGUGCACAUCCGUGGCAUAAAGGAUAUUAAGGAGCUGAACCUGACAGACAACCCAGCCUGGGCGGGGGAGCGGAGCAACACCAAAGGGGAUCAAUAUGAAGACAUGAACUGUGGCAUGUUCAUCUGCCCAGUGGUCGGUGUGGAGAUGAAUGGGAGACACAAGUUUUGUUUUCUGCAAAGCUGCGGUUGUGUAUUCUCGGAUCGUGCUAUGAAGGAGGUCAAAACUGAGAUCUGUCAUAAGUGUGGAGACACGUUCCAAGAGGAAGAUAUCAUUGUUCUUAAUGGAACCAAAGAAGAGGUGGAGAAACUGCAGGAGCGAAUGGAGGAGAAGAGGGCCAAAGCCAAAGCAGGAAAGAAAUCCAAAAAGAGUAAAGUGCCUGAAACCGUUUCCAAGUCCGAGGACUCACAAGCCCCGGGGCCUUCCGACCCUGUGUCCUCCGACCCUGUGUCCAGCUCUACAUCAUCUGACCCCUCCAAGGCAACCAAGCGUUCCUCCACCACCACUCCUACCACCAGCAGCACCACCACCACCACCACCACCACCACCAUUGGAAGCAAGAGGUCCAUCCAGGGAAUGAAGGACAAGACCGAGCUUUAUAAAUCGCUCUUCACCUCCCACAGUUCUGCCAAACGCACUAAAGACCAGACAUCAAACUGGGUCACUCACACCCCCUAUCACUUUUGAAUGCCCCCAGCUGUUACAUCCUCUUGUUUGUAUGGGAAUAGCUUUGCUUAGAUUUAGAUUAAGAUUUAGCUUAGAUUUAAUUUGGUUCUUUUUCAUUCUUUCUGUCUGAUUUCUCUCUUGCACUGUCCAUGCAAGUUGACUUUGUGAAAGAAUGUCUUAUAGUGGCACCAUUUUAAAGUUACCAAAAUACCAUUUUAUUAUUAUUGUCGAUCUGUAAUCCACAUUAAUCGUGCUGUUGCAGUGGCCUGCUUUUUUCUCAUUUACUUUUGUUGUACUGAGGUCAAAUCAAAAGAUAUCUAUGGUUUUUUUUUUUCCUGCAACUCCUCAUAAUAUUUGAGAGCAAAACAAUAAAGUCAGUAUGAGCAACA